Saccoglossus kowalevskii is the source of this 1797-nucleotide messenger RNA. Its product is annotated as protein ILRUN-like. Gene Ontology annotation, molecular function: ubiquitin binding. Gene Ontology annotation, cellular component: phagophore assembly site. The record is from RefSeq and is a predicted model, not a curated record. NCBI's taxonomy places the organism in Eukaryota, Metazoa, Hemichordata, Enteropneusta, Harrimaniidae. Gene Ontology annotation, biological process: macroautophagy.
CUGACAGUUUUGGAGUUGCUUGCUAGUCUUCCUGUUACGAUCUCUGUUAAUUAUUUUUUUGUGACAUUAGCCAUUUCUUGCAAAACCAUGGAGGUCGAUUCCGAGUUAGACCAAGAUCUUUUGCAACAGUUCAGUUCGAUGGGAACGACAGAUAAAGAAGUUCUAAUAAGCGAAUUUCAGAAAUUAUUGGGGAAUCAACUCAAUCCUGCAGGCUGUGCGUUCUUUCUAGACAUGAAUAAUUGGAAUCUACAAGCAGCAGUAUGUUCAUAUUACGAUUUUGAAAGUCCUCAAUGUAAAUUACCGACUAUGUCACUUGUACAAGAUAUUACUAUAGGAGAAGGAGAAUCCGUUCCACCCAACACUGCCUUUGUGAAAACUUGGAGAAUUAGAAACUCAGGUGAUGAAACAUGGCCAGGCGGCGUUCUUUUAAAAUUUACACAAGGACAUCAACUUGGUGCUUCAGACACAGUUCCUGUACAAUCCUUAUUUCCAGGUCAAAUAACAGACGUUAGUGUGGAAAUGAUCAGUCCACCAUCAUGUGGAUUUUUUCAGGGACAGUGGCGAAUGGUCUCAAGGACAGGACAAUAUUUUGGGGAGGUUAUAUGGGUUAUAUUAGAAGUGAAAGAAGGUGGGAUGUUAGGAUUAACGCAACAAUUGUCGUCGUUAGCAACGCAAGAUUCUUCAAGCAUUCCUCUACAUCAUAUACCACCCCAUUCUAGUAAUCAUAUUACAAGUAAUUUAGGUAACAAUGAUAGCAUAGUUGCUGUGAGUACUGGUGAUAACGAAGAUCAAACAAACAUACCCAAUUCACCAAUUAGAGCUCCAAUAUUUCAGAUAUCAAAUUCAAAUACUAGUUCUCUUUUACGUCAGCAUCAAAUCCAGUUUGGAAGCCCAGAAAGUCAACAACCACAUCAAGAAAGCAGAGAUUUUCUUUCAUAGUCUCCUUAAGAAUUUUGUGUAAUAUUUGUAAAUACCUAUCUAUAAAAACAAUAAGACUUUGGGGUAAAUUAUACCAAAUUUGGGUUUUAUACCAUACCAAUAAAAUCAUGAUUGUAGUAUUUCCUUAAUUGCUGUUAUAUGGAGACUAUAAUUGGUCAGUCCUGCCUUUACGUAGUCAUCGAUAGUGAUAAGGAAUGGAAUGAAAUGAAAGAACAGCUUGUUCGUUUUGUUAUCAUCAUGUUGGAGAGUGUAUCAAUGACCAUUCAUGCAAGAAAGCUGAACAUUAUUGGAUUAGAUGAAUAUUAAUAUUACCACUUAGCACCAGUGCCAGUACCUGCUCAGUUUGGCUAUAAAUUUAAUCCUAUUCCCUUAUUGUCAAAGGUGUGAAUUCAAUAAUUCUCUCAAACAGUACCAUUUUAAAAUGCAUUGCAAGCAAGCCUGUAUGUGGUGGUGAUUUUAACUUCAUAAUGUAUAAGCGCAACACAAUCUUUGUGUUUUGUUAGAGCGUCUAUCCUGUUACGACUAACCUGAUGUUUCUACCAUGCACGUAUUGUACAGACAGGGUCAGGUUAGCACCAUGUGUUUAUGUUGUGUAUCUGUCAUGUUUUAAUGUCCCAUGGUCUAAGAAAGACUAUUAACACAGGAUUGUACACAGGUUGUAGUUUGAUUAUUUCUAUGACAUAGUACACUAAGAUGGUCCCUGGUUCUUAUCUACAGGUAUGCUUUAACACUGAAUGGUUAACCUGAUGAUUUCUUAAAAUGAUUUAAAUGCUUUUUAUUCUCUCCAAAAUUGAGUUUCUUUCAUUUCAUGGGCCCAUUAAUUUAUAAAUAUGUGCAAAGGUUUUUAUAUACAGUAUG